UUGCUGGUGUGUGUAAACCCUUGCUGUUAUGAGUAAAAUUAAAUCCCUGGGCUCUGGGCCGUACUGGGUCUUCUAUGACAAAAGUAUUGGAACAGAAUUGGAACUUGCUUGACGGGCAUCAUCACUGUAAUAUCUAAUAGCCUAAACGCUUCAAACUGGAAACUCAAAAGCGGAAGAUUUUAGCGAAGAAGAUUUGAAGGAUUAUGGCCUUUGCAUCGCUGGCCGCAACGGCGGCAAGGCCAUCCUCGAUUGCUUUACUAGGAAGACGAAGACCCAGAUCGAUUUUCACUCCUUUGGCAUUUUGCUCUUCUUCUUCUUCUUCACCAUUGAAAACGAGAAAGUUGGUUCUCUACUCGAAGCCUGGAUGCUGUUUGUGUGAUGGCCUCAAAGAGAAGCUUCAGGCAGCCUUAUUGCUUUCAGGUCCUUAUUCUCUUCACGACGUCGAUUUGCAGGUAAGGGAUAUUACAAGCAAUCCUAAAUGGGAGAGGGCUUACCAGUAUGAGAUACCUGUGUUGGCUAAAGUACUCUCUGAUGGCACCGAGAAAAUGGGGCCCACAAUGUCAAUAGGUGACCUCCUUUACACCAUGGCCGAAUGGCAUAAAGACACUUGGCAUAAAGGAAGCUCUUCCAAAUUCAAAUGGUCCAAUUAUGGCACUCUAUGUGGCGUGAGCUAUGGGGACUUCAAGGUGGUUGCCACAUGUGCUCCAUGGCUGCGUGAGGAAUGUCCACUGUGGCUGGUGACAUGGCUGGUGACUUGGCAGUGGUGGCUGGUGAUGUGGCAGUGGUGGCUCCAACCUAGCACGUGGUAAUUCACUUGGAUUCUUGGAGCAAACAAGCUAGGCCUUCCUUAUGCAACUCCUCUCCUAAGCCGAAAGCCCUUUUAUGGUCCAUGAGCAUGUUUUGAAGUUGUUUGGCUCUUGUCUUAGUGAUUGCCCCUUUGAAGGGUGGUGGUGCUCCAUGAUGAUCCUCAUCAUCCCCUCCCACUUGAGAAUAAUUCGUCCUCGAAUUUGUUUCUGCACCAAGGAAAGGAGUAAGAUCAGUUACAUUAAAAGUAUUAUCAACACCAUAAUCAUUAGGCGAUUCUAUCUUAUAAGUAUUAUCGUUAAUUCUUUCAAGCACUUGAAAAGGGCCAUCACUUUUAGGAUGUAACUUAGAUUUCCUUUAGUAAGGAAACCUUUCCUUUCUCAAAUGGAUCCAUACUAAGUCAACUGGUUCAAAAAUCAUUGGCUUUCGCCCCUUGUUAGCAUGAGAUGCAUAUUGCUCAUUUUUGUUUUUUAGAUGCAACCUAGCUUGUUCAUGCAUCCUUUUAACCAUUUCAGACUUUUUCUCACCAUCCAAUGAAGCAACAUGAUUAAUAGGCAAUGGUAACAAAUCUAAGGGAGUAAGUUGAUUAAAACCAUAAAAAAGCUCAAAGGGAGAAUAUCCACUAGAUGAAUACAUAAUCCUAUUAUAUGCAAAUUCUAUGUAUGGUAUGCAUUCCUCCUAAUAUUUUAAAUUUUGUUUCACUAAGGCUUUCAAAAGUGUGACUAAGGUUCUCAAAAGUGUGACUAAGGUUCUCAAAAGUGUGACUAAGGUCGUAUUCACUACUUUUGUUUGGCCAUUAAUUUGGGAAUGGCAAGUAGUAGAGAAAAGUAACUUAGUUUCCAAUUUUUCCCAUAAGACCUUCUAAAAAUGACUCAAGAACUUGACAUCCCUAUUACUCACAAUAGUUCUAGGUAUACCAUGUAACCUAACAACCUUCCUAAAGAAUAGAUUAGCAACAUGUGUAGUAUCAUCAGUUUUGUGAUGUGGGAUAAAAUGACCCAUUUUUGAAAACCUAUCCACGACAACAAAGAUAGAAUCAUGACCCCUUUGUGACCUAGGCAAACCCAAGACGAAGUCCAUAGACAAAUCAACCCAGGGAUGCUAAGGCACGGGUAAAGGUGUGUAUAGCCCAUGAAACAUCACCUUAGACUUUGCUCUCUGACAAGUCUCACAUCUUGCACAUAGUCUCUCAACAUCUUUUCUUAUGUGGGGCCAAAAGAAAUGCUCCUUAAGGAUAUUUAGUGUCUUGGUAGCACCAAAAUGCCCCAUAAGGCCAUCACUAUGACUUUCAUUUAUAAGAAAUUUCCUCAAAGAACUUCUAGGCACACACAAUCUAUCUUUUUUAAACAAAUAUCCAUCAUGCUUAAAGAACUUUUGGAAUGCAGAUUUCUCACAUGCAUGGAAUAUAGUAGCAAAGUCAUCAUUAUGCUCAUAUAAUUCUUUAACAUACUCAAAUCCUAACAAUUUAGAAUCAAGAGUAGUAAGAAGAUUAUACCUGUGGAAGAGUGCACUAGCCACCACAUUCUCUUUGCCCUGCUUAUAUUUCACAACAUAAGGAAAAAACUCUAUAAAUUCUACCCAUUUAGCAUGUCUCCUACUCAACUUAUGUUGGCUUUUGAUAUACUUCAAAGACUCAUGAUCAGAAUGUGUGACAAAUUCUUUAGGCCGUAGAUAAUGUUGCCAUGUCUCUAAUGCCCUAAUUAAUGCAUACAACUCUUUGUCAUAUAUAGAAUAAUUCAAUGCGGUACCAUGCAACUUUUCACUAAAGUAAGCAAUUGGGCGUUUCUCUUGCAUGAGAACAACUCCAAUCCCUACACUUGCUGCAUCACAUUUAAUCUUAAAUAUCUUGUCAAAAUUAGGCAAAAUCAAUAAAGGUGUAGAACACAAUUUCUCUUUAAGUAUAGCAAAUGCAUGUUCAUGUUCUUUACCCCAAAUAAAUGUCACAUUCUCUUUAACAAGUUCAUUUAAUGGAGCAGCCAAAGAACUAAAGUUAGGCACAAAUCUUCGAUAAAACUUGCUAAUCCAUGAAAACUCCUAACUUUAGAUGCAUUUUUAGGUGUUGGCCAAUUUCUAAUUGCCUUAACUUUUCAUCAUCUACUUCAACACCUUUGCUACUAACAACAAAGCCCAAAAACACAAUUCUUUCUAAGCAAAAAGGACACAUUUUCACAUUUGCAUACAAUUUUUUUUUUCUCAACACAUCAAACACAAGUUUCAAAUGAUACAAAUGCUCAUCAAUGUUUUUACUAUAGACAAGAAUAUUAUCAAAGUAAACAACAACAAACUUUUCAAUAAAAGCUCUCAAAACAUGGUUCAUAAGCCUCAUGAAAGUACUAGGGGCAUUAGUAAGACCAAAAGGUAUCACUAGCCACUUAUAUAAUCAUGUUUUGUUUUGAAGGUGGUUUUCCAUUUAUCACCAACUCUCAUUCUAAUUUGAUGGUAAUUUCUCUUCAAAUCAAUCUUACUAAAAAUGCAAGAACCAUGUAACUCAUUCAACAAAUCAUCUCACGAACAUGUCCCUUAGCCAAAAGCACAUCUACUUGUCUUUAAAGCUCCUUAGUUUCAGUUGGAUUACUCCUAUAGGCUGGUCUAUUAGGAAUUUGAGCACCAGGAAUGAAAUCUAUCUGGUGUUCACUACCCCUAAUAGGUGGUAAACCCGAAGGUACCUCAUCUGGAAACACAUCCUAGUAAUCUUGCAAAAGAGACACAAUAGAAGAAGGAAGAUUGGGGUUAAGAUCAGAAAUAUUUAAAUAGUUCUCCUUAUACAUGAGAAUGCACAAUGGCAUCUCACUAUUCAAAGCUCCUCUCAACUCUCUUUCCUCAACAUACAAGCUCAUCUUUUUCUCUCCUCUCCUUUUGCCCUGAGCCCUCUCCUUUGUCCAUCACACUCACUUUCUUUUCUUUCACUUCUUUCUUUCUCUCUUUCUCAUCACUCUUUUCUUUACUCUCUUCACUUUUGUGGCCGGCCUCUCUUAAUUUUUUCUAUCCAACUCUCUUUUCUCUCUUCAACAGCUCUUAAUAUUCUCAUUUGGUCCUCAUGUGCUUGUGAUGGUGACAAAGGCACUAAGGUAUGUGUGCGGCCAUCUUUCUUCAAAGUGUAGUAAUUCUUCCUCCCAUCAUGAAUCAUGUACCUAUCAUAUUGUCAUGGCCUGCCUAGCAAGAUAUGUGUAGCUAUCAUGGGUACUACAUCACAUAAGACCUCAUUAUGGUAACUCCCUAUAGUGAAAGGUACCACUACUUGCUUAGUUACCUUCACUUUGUUGCAAUCAUUUAGCCAUUACAACCUAUAAGGUUUAGAAUGCUUAAGGGUAGGCAAUCCUAAUUUCUCCACAAGUAAGGACCUAACUACAUUGCAACAACUAUCCCCAUCUAUAAUCAUGCUACACGAUUUCUCCUUCACCACACACUUAGUAUGAAAUAUGUUUUUCCUUUGUAACUCAUCACUAUCCACAAUAGGUUGAGCACUCAAGGUCCUCAUGGUAACUAAUGCAAAGUCAUACCCAUCGGAUGGCUCCUCAAUAUGCACAUUCUCUUCAUUUUCAUUUCCCUCAACUAGCAUCAAAGGCUCGGCCUCCUUUUCUUCCUCACUCUCUACCUCCCUAUCUUCCCUAAUCACCAUGACUCUCUUGUUAGAACAUUUGGAAGCAUAAUGCCCAUAUUCCAAACACUUAUAACAUUUCACAUCUAUAGUCCUAGUAGUAGGAGUAGCCCCUUUCUCCUUAUCUUUACUUUCUAUCUUAUCUUUCCCCUUCCACUAUUCUUUCCUAAACUUAGGAAAUUCUUUUUCACCCUUAGGAGUCUUAUCUACAUUUGGUUUCCAAAGGGCCUCUGGAGCCGAAUGGACACCACUGCCAUACUUCAAAGCUCUCUUCAUCUUCAAUUGUUUUUCUACUUUAAUGGUUAUGUGCACCAAUUCAGUCAAACUAAUGUCAGAGUGUAACUCAACAACAUGUGCAAUCUCCAUGUUAAGACUAGCUAGGAAACGUGCCAUAGUAGCCUCUGGAGGCUCAUCUAAUUGUGCCCUAGCUAAGACUAUCUGCAUUGCCUUAUAGUACUCCUCUACACUCUUCCCACCUUGUGUCAUCCUUUGCAACCUUUGAUGGAGUUCCCUAAAGUAGUGUUGUGGAACAAAUCUCUCUCUUAUUGCUUCUCCCAUAGCCUCCCAAGAAGCAAUGGGUCUAAGACCUAAAUUCCUUCUCCUAACUAUCAACUGGUCCCACCAUACUAUAGCAUACUCCUUAAACUCUAUGGCUUCAAGCUUCACCUUCUUUUCCCCACUAUAGUUAUGACACUAAAAAAUUAGCUCAACUUGCCUUUUCCACUCCAUGUAGGCAUCCAUAUUCUCCUUCCCAUGAAAGGGAGAAAUUUUCAUCUUAAUGCUACCCACAUUAGUGUCUAUCCUCUCUUCUUGGUCUCCAUAUCCAUAAUCACCAUAUCUAUACUCCCCAAAUCUUGGCAUCCUACCUCCUCUUAUACCUCUAGUUUCCCUUACCCUAGGUGGUCUAUAACCCCUACCACCAUAGUUAUAGUUUCCAUAUUCAAAUUCAUCUUAUAUCUCUUCCUCAAACUCCUCGUCAUCAUACACUUUACCCCCAAGGUUCUCUACUGUUGGUCCUCCUACAUUUCUCUCUUCUUGCCUUCUAUCCCUAGCAUCAUUUCUAUCCCUUGCUCUCUCUUCCCUAUCCCUUCUCAUCUCCUCCAAAAUCCUAUUUAUAUCAUCCCUCAAUGUAUUCAUACCUAAGGUCAACCUCUCAAAUUAUGCAGCCAUAGCAUCCCUAUACCUAGCUUCAUCAAAUGGGACUCUCUCCCCGCUACUACUAGUUUCAUUUGACAUGAUUUUGAGCUACAAGAAAACAAGUUAGUAAGAAAUGGCUAACCCUCUCAAGGUCUUUCACACAAAUAGAUGGCUUUUACCCUCUAAUGCACUCACACCCUGAAGCCUUUUACCACUCACUUCUUCUUGUUUGGUUCCCUUGGAACUAAGAUACCAAUGGCAAUUCAAACACUUACAAAUUUUAAACAAAAUGAUCAAGAACGACAAGGAAGAUAUGAAAGUAGCAAUAAAUAAAAAUGUGACUCUAGAAGCAAGAAAAUGAAAACACCAAAGUAGAGGCAAAUGAAAUGCAAAUGGAAUGAAAUUUUAAAACUGAGAUUAUGACAACAUAAGAAGAUAAUAUCAAGCAACAAAACCAAUUUUUCACAGCCAAAAUACCAACAAUUGCGCUAGAAGCACCCAUAUAGCACAAAUUGAGGCCAGCUUUGGUUCACCAUGCAAAUGAAGGAAUUUUAAGUUGAAAUUUUCCAGAUAUUAUCCCUAAUAUGAAAGUAGAAUUCUGAUAAAAUUUGAUCAAGUUCUGAGUUGGUUUGAUGGGUGAACUAAAAAUAGUUUGGUUUUCUACCCAAAAAUUGGUUCAAUAGGCAAACAGCGGUAUUUUCGCUCCAAAUUUGGUAUGAAGCACACUAAUUAUACCCAAAUGAUGCUGGUAAAAUUUCAAAACCAAAUUCAAACUCGAACCCCACGUUUCAAUAAUUUCCUCCAAAUUCAACAAUUAUACCAAUUUGCAAAUUCAAGUAUAUCACAAUUCUCAGCAAAUGGAGAGCAAGCUAAUCAUCAAAUUUCAAUUCCCAUAAGCUAUCAAACAUGCUAAUACUCAAUUUUAGAUCAUCAAACUUCAACUACUCUUAAAUCACAACUUAGUGCAAUAGUCUCAAUAUGCUUGAUAUUAUGCAAGAAUCAAAGAAAUUAGCUGGCACAAGAUAGUAUAAGCUGGAAUAUUGAUUAAACCCUAAGACAAAAUUGAAAUCAAAGACAAAUUUAAAUAAAUUUCUCUAAAACCAUAGGUGAAGAUUUCAGGCAGCAAGUAUUUAAAGACAGAAAUGAAAAUCAAAUACUCUAAGGAUGCUAAGAUAGGUUUCGCUCGCAAGAACAAGCACGGUAGAUGAAGAAAAAACAAAAGCCUAGAAAUGUCUUCUUUGGCCGCAUGCCUUAGAAGCUUAAACCAAACAGAAAAAUCAACUUAAGGAAGAUAAAAAUGAAGGAUGCUUACUUGAUUUGAUGCCCUAAAGCUCUGAUACCAAUAUGAUGGGCACUCAUGCAGACACACCCAUGAAUGCAAACCUCUAAUGGCAGCCAAGGAUCACAACAUCAAUCAAGCAUUUCUUUGAACAAAAUGAGAUGCAAUCUCUAUGGAAAAAAGAAGCACCAUAAUAUAUAUUCAAAGAAAAGAUCAAGUGUCAACACAAUAACCCAACCUGUGAGAGAUUACAUUGAUCAUCAAGUAAAAUAGGCAAGUGAUCAAGUUGCCUAAGUUCUAGUUCUCUUAGAAACUAGCAAGAACAAGCUCAAAUACUCUCUCUAAUGGAAGCUCUCAUGUU
This is a messenger RNA of Hevea brasiliensis (rubber tree), 7179 nucleotides long. RefSeq lists its product as uncharacterized. The transcript is spliced from 3 exons. The coding region runs from base 204 to 809 and encodes 201 amino acids. NCBI's taxonomy places the organism in Eukaryota, Viridiplantae, Streptophyta, Magnoliopsida, Malpighiales, Euphorbiaceae. The record is from RefSeq and is a predicted model, not a curated record.